Molecule: messenger RNA, 1992 nt
Organism: Closterium sp. Naga37s-1
Lineage: Eukaryota; Viridiplantae; Streptophyta; Zygnematophyceae; Desmidiales; Closteriaceae
Source: the annotation of a GenBank genome assembly
GAGUCUCUCACGACAUACCCUUUGGUGUUUGGGAUUAAUCUCGAUAACGAGGCGGCCACAAGGCGUCUACACUACUUGGUGGAUGGCAGCUACAUUGACAAUGGCACGCGCAGCGUUGAUGUCAACUUUAUAACCUUCAAUGGCGAGACGCUCACUUUUGUGCUCACAACUGUGAGUUGCAAGGUGAACGGGGGGGGCAGCAUGGCAGUCACCUUCAAGUCCCAGCCGGCAGCCAUGGCGAUGUACGAUGCAUCGGUGGACAACAUCGCACGGCUGGUGCUGGAGAUAGUUUACUUGGUGGGGCUGCUCUGGAAUGUGUGUGGCGAGCUGCAGGAGAUGGCAGACCGUGCUGCCAAGGAUGGCUCAGUUCUGAGCUACUUUGAGCAAGCAUGGAACUGGGUCGACAUGCUCUCCCUCUCGCUGCAGGCGGCUGCGGUUAUUAUCUGGGUGGUGCUGUGGCGGUAUGUGGAAGCAUUUGAUAUGCAGCCACGCUACAACGUCUACUACUCGCUGUUUGAGAUGCCGCGCUACUGGGCCGUGCCCAACCCGCCCACGGGCUUCAUUGGCGCCACUCAGGCCUUCGCUGAGCUUCGCAACAUCAUCAACCUCCGCGCCGUCUACUUCGCCCUCCAGGGCAUCAAUGUAUUCUUCAUGAUGAUUCGCCUACUCAAGGUCAUGGACUUCCAGCCUUACCUUGGCGUCAUCACGCGCUCCCUCGGCCUCGCCACGCCCUCGCUGAUGCACUUCUUCCUGCUCUCCUUUACGGUCUUCUUCUGCUUCAGCAUGUAUGGCUACCUCGUCUUCGGAGGCGCAAUGGAGCUGUUCUCCACCGUACUCAACUCCAUGUUCUCGUUGUUCCUGCUGCUCAUCAACGACAACGGCUCCGCCUACUUCUUGAUGCGCCUAGAGUCGUGGGACCUCAUUGCCGCGAUGCUCUUCUUCUUCAUGUUCAUCGUCUUCAUGGUCUUCAUCCUCCUCAACUUCCUCAUCGCCAUCAUCGUUGAUGCCUUCAUGAGCGUCAAGGACAGCGACGUUGUUGCUACCUCCAUAGCCGCUGACCUCGCCCACAUAUUUAAGUACAAGUGGAACUGCUGGCGCGGCCGCUACCUGCCGUACCGUGUCAUUCUCGACCGACUUGUGGACUUGGGGGCCAAGGACACACGCAUUAAGGAGGAGAACCCUCGGAUGCGCCGCUUCAAGUCCAUCAAACGGCGGGUAGCCUCAAUGUUCUCCGGCGCGAGAGGCAGCGCCCACAAGGCGUCGCACUUCGCCCGGUCAGAAAACCAACCCGCCUUCCCCUCCGCCGCUAGUGACUCGCGGGUGCGGAAGCAGCACGUGCUGACAGUGAGGGAGAAGCGCAUCGACGUCAUCUCGCUUGCCAUGAUCCUGCAGCGCCGCCAGGACGAGGCGGCAAGGAGGGCCCGCCAGUCUUCCUCAUCCAAGGCGGCACCGUGUUUCUCCUCGUCCCAGUGUGAGAACGGAGCAGUGUGCGGGCCUGCCACCUGGACGCCGGACGAGGAGGGGCUGGAGCAGCUGUCGCAGGCGGUGGUGCUGCAGUGCGGCGAGGGGCUGCGUGCAGAAGCUCAGCCUGGCCCACGUGCAGGUGCGUGGGAGGAACAGGGCGUGGAGGGGCAAGGGGCUGUGUGCCGAGGGCUGUGUGCGGAGGGCUGUGUGCACAAGCUCGGCCUGGCGUGCAGGUGCGGAGGGCUGUGUGCACAAGCUCGGCCUGGCGUGCAGGUGCGGAGGGCUGUGUGCACAAGCUCGGCCUGGCGUGCAGGUGCGGAGGGCUGUGUGCACAAGCUCGGCCUGGCGUGCAGGUGCGGAGGGCUGUGUGCACAAGCUCGGCCUGGCGUGCAGGUGCGGAGGGCUGUGUGCACAAGCUCGGCCUGGCGUGCAGGUGCGUGGGGGUGGGGGGAGGACGGGCCUGUUUGGAUACAGGUGGGGCGGGAAGUGCGUAAAAUCAAUGGAGGGAGGGGGAAAUGCUGGAGCUAG